CUUCCUUCGUCGUCGCGAACGGGAGGCAACCGAAGCGGCAGAUAUCGAGGGAGUGUUGUUUAUCCUUUUCGCGUUUGAUCCUGAAGGAACGCCACCGAGGAAGAGAUCUCCAUGUACAUGGGUGAUAGUCGUUCGAACCGGUUGAGCGCGGUUGAGGAGAUGUCGACGAUCGAGGGCCCGAGCACGGACUCUCGGCUGGUGGAUUCUCUAUCAAAUGGAUGGACAGAUGAGAAACACACACUGUUUCUUAACUCCAUUGAAGCAUCUUUUGUUAAUGACUUAUACAAUGGGGAAUACCAUUCAAAGGCAUUUCUUGGUCAGUUAUCAAGGAUAAAAACCCACAAGGGAUCCUGUGGACCAUACGAAAAUGAUCUGAAAUCUGGUCAGUUUAAGGUAUUGCAAACGGGUUGUUGGGCGAGUCUUGGAUUUGAUGGUGAUAAUAACCAUGCAAGCAUGGAGAAUGGUUCUCUACCUUUAUCUGCAAAUCCUUGGAUUCAACAUUUUCGAUCUCCUCCCUUUAUGAAGGAGUGGCAGUUUAAGUCUUCUGACAGGGUUGAUGAUGUUGAGUUCAUUAAAUCAUCAUUCCAGCUAGCAAAUGAGAGGUGUGAUGGUGAAGCAACAAGUUCAAAGCACAUUUGUCAUCAAGAUUGGGUUGGAAGCAGCAUAGAAGUAUCGGAUCAAAACUUUAUUGCUGAUGAGCGUGUAGCUGGGAAAAAGUCAAGUCGAGUAUGGAGGAAAAGGAGACGGGGGAAUGCAGUGGUUCAUGAACCAAUCAAUGAUCAAGUUGUUCCAUCUAGAAAAUCACUUCUACCACCAACUUCCGAUGAAGAUCACACUACUGCAGAAUCUAUUGGCAGAACAUCAGAAAUAAGUGCAGGUGUUUUGCUUGCUGAGACUCAGGCAUCAGUGUGUGGAAAUCAGGAGGUGAACAGUUGAAUUAUGGGAAUGUCGAGCGAAGCUUGUGAUGCAUGGUAGCAGACAUAAUAUGUCAGACUAUGUUUGCUGGCUCUAAUAUCAUUUUUUACACACAAAGAAGAUGCAGAGUUGAACUGAUACCUACGAGUUUCAAGAAUAUCAUGUUGGUUCCAAAUUGGAUGCUUCUGUGUUAGCACAGACUAACAUGUACAUAGGAGUGUGAGAGGAGUGGCAGCUGAAGCUUGUGUAUGAACCAACUUCUCUGUUUCUAAUCUCAUAUGUUGAUUUACCUAUCGUUAGCAGUCCUUGGUUAUUAUGUA
Messenger RNA from Musa acuminata AAA Group (dessert banana), 1235 nucleotides. Its product is annotated as cold-regulated protein 27-like. Lineage: Eukaryota; Viridiplantae; Streptophyta; Magnoliopsida; Zingiberales; Musaceae. Gene Ontology annotation, biological process: response to cold; regulation of circadian rhythm. The transcript has 5 exons. Bases 112 to 936 code for a protein of 274 amino acids. The record is from RefSeq and is a predicted model, not a curated record.